GCCAUUUUGCUAAGUGUCGACCUGUCGAUUCAGAUUGACGCGUGUCUACCUGUCUUAAGUUGUGUUUACUUUGAAAAGGUAUGUUCCCCGGAUAUUAACCCGAAAACACUGGCUGUUUCCGUGUUGAUACUGAAAUGUUUAUGCUGUACAUUCGGAAAAUCAAUACCGGGUUUCUUUGCUGUAAUUUUCGUCAAAACUGGUACUGAUCACUUUCAGAGUGAAUGAAUAACCUUAAAUACCCGAAUUUGGACAACAGGGAUAUUUGCUAUUAACAACAAUGGGUGUCCGGGGUUUGAUGAGUACAUGUUUGGAAGACGUGGACGCAUGCAGUGACACGUAUGAUCUAGUUCAAGUGGCUCAGCAGCGGAAAGGACUUGAAUUGAUCGUCGACUUCAACUCAUUCAAGCAUCACAUUCUGUCAAAGUUCUGGAAAGGUUUAAGCAAGAAUCGUGGCAAUGACUACCUGCGUAUUCUCGGUGGAGAGUAUGCCUCACUGGACGAAUAUGUUUCAGAAUUAGUGAAGGACCUUAUAUCUCUGGAUAUUCAUCUAGUGUUUUACAUUGAUGCUGAGAAAGGGAGUUCUAAUGAGGGAUUAGAGCAGAAACUUGACACCUGGAAGGAGAGGCAUGGAAAUGACAUCAAGAAGAUGUCACAGAUUCUUGAUGUUUUGUGGUGGGAGACUGAAAUAAGCAAGCUGUCCUGCGACACAAACAUUAACCCACUUCUCCUGGAUGACCAGCUUAUGGCUACCUUGAGGUCGUGUGGGUGUGAGAUAAACCAAUCACCCGCGGGGGAAGCAGAUUUACUCAUCAUCCGAGCUUUUAGAGACAGGCCCAAAGCAUUUGCAAUACUGAGCAAUGACUCUGACUUUUGUGUGUUCAUGGACAAUAGGCUGAUUCCAGACCCUGGCAUUCAUACGUUCAAGGGAAGUAGGCUUAUUCCAGAUGAACUGUUUGACAUUGGGAAUGACCUUCAGCUUGCAGAGCCAAUAAAGUUACCAGCAAAACCACGGAGAUUAAAAGUUAAAGUCAUUUCUACAGAGAAAGUCAUGGCCAUGUUGAAGUUGGAAAAUCACACACUUCUCGUAGAAAUGAGUAUUGUUGCCGGCAACGACUACACAAGACCAUACAUGCAGAAAUAUAUCCGCCAUCACACUUAUGUCAACGAUGAACGCAAGUAUAAGAUUGAUAUCAAGGGAAGACCUUGCAUACAGAACUUUGCCGUCUGGAUCAAAGAGUACCGAAAAGCUGACACUCAUCCAUACCUGGCCUUCCGCUCAAGACGCCAUCCUGGUUUCCGACAAGCCGUUAUUUACAGUCGGAACUUCUACAACCUAAAAGGGGAACCAGACAAAUGCCCUCAAAAGGGAGACUUUUCUCAGACACGCCAUCCAGGUUUACGACAAGUUGUUAUUUACAGUCGGAAAGGUGAACCAGACAAAUGCCAUCCAAAGGGAGACUUUUCUCAGGUGAUAGAGGAGAAGAUCCGCUCUGGCUCUGGUCAGUAUCCUAGCAACAUCAUGAGCAUGUACAACAACUUCUACUGGUACCGCAUGUUACUGGAGGACAACAGGCGAGGGGCACCGUGUGCGGAGUUGUCUCUCACACCGCUACGUGCUCACCUUUACCGCAUUGUCCUGCCGAAGGAGGAGCGGCUGGUCAACGAACAUGGCCGUAGGCCAUUUAAUAAUCUUGCAAUAGCUUGGGUGGAAACAAAAGACAAUGUUCCUGCCCCUCCCCUUGACGAGAUCGAGCCAGACAAAAUCUCGGACAAUCUCAACACGUUCCACAAAAUCUGGUCACAUCAAGAAAAGGGUGCGACUGUGAACUGGUUCGAGCGUUAUGAGCUUAAGAAGGGUUUCAUUUGCUACAUUCUCCGAUACUUUCUGCUGCUGAACUGGAGACAGAACCUCCAGGUGAUAAAGGAUGAGUUCCUUGCACUCUUUGCCAUGAUGAUGGGACGCUGGGAUGAAAAGAAAUACCAGGCUAUCGUCAUCCGGCCGACUGUACGCUGUGUCACCAUCGGCAACUGGAUGCAGGAUGUGUAUCGUCAUGGUUACAAUAUGUUUGGAAGUGUUCUGCACAUUCGCCACGAGUUUCCUUUGCCAAGCGAGCUGUUCAGUGGCUCUGUAUGGACAGCCAUGUAUAUGGCCUGUCAGGAUGACACGUUCCAGAAAGCUGCUCGUGAGGUUUCGCCACAAGUGUUGAACCAGAUAAGGGUAGAGAUGAACGCUGUUAUUCGAGAAAACCGUGACAUGAUCAGAGACAUAGUGCAGAAUGUUUUCCCGUUCGACGACGAGUUACUGUGAUUAAUCAGCAAAGACAAAUAACACUUGUGGAGUGCAAUUUUCUGUACGCGUAUCCUGAUUGAUAUUAAUGACAGUCAUUAUCUUGCGCUUAAUUAAAAACGAACGGCCAUAUUGUCGAGGACAUUUGAUGAUAUAGCAAUGUUAAAAUAUGCCUUCACCUUUGAUGAAAUUAGUUUUUGCGGCUAUGUCGCUUUUGUAAUGACUACAUGGUAUUUUGAGCAGACUUUAAACGCCGCAUAACUCAGAAUCUCAGUGUGUGAGCCAUGAAGGUCUCCAAGCCGAUGAAGGUUGUAUACAUAAAUCGUGGUUGUUUUUGUUGUAAAUUUCAACACCAGUGUGUGCCAUCAAUAAAUGAUUAAUUUACUUAAUUUUCUAUGCAAUUCCAAACUACUAGUCAUGCACAAAUUAUUAUAUCACUCCACGUCUUUAUCAAAAGCCAAAUAGUCGUUUUGGAAAAUUUGAAUUUUGAAACCUCCCGAAAAGGAGUUUCCAAAUUAUAAUUUGUCAAAAGUUCAGAAAUCUUAAAACCAAGCUCAAAAGAGAAUCUAUAGCUGUUUUUUUUCCAAGAACGGAGUAGUGGAGGACUCAAAUCUAAAAUAAACAUAUGGCAGACAAUUUAUUCCUUUUCUCUCAUAGAAACCUACAAAAAAGGCAGAAACCAAUAACUUAGUUUGCAUCAACAUAGUGGAAUAUAUUGGAAUAUCUAGAACUCAGCUUAAAGAAAAUCACCCUAGUAUUGACAAAAUACAGUAAAAUUGUCAAAUAUCCCUGAUGUGCAUUUCACCCCGGAAAUCGAUCAAGAUAUUGGAAAAUAUAUUUAUAGGUUAAAUAAAAAAGCAACUGGAAAGUACCAGAUUCCUCCAAAAUUCAUCAACGAUGGCAAAGUUCCCAUCCAAAACAUGGUCAAUGAAAUCAUAAGCCAAUGAUCAUUUUCAAAGCACGAGUUGUCCCUAUUUUCAGGAAUGAACUAUAGACCAGUCAGUCUUUUACCAUCAAUGUCCAAAUUAUAUGAACGGAUUAUAAGUGAGCAACUGAACAGUCUAUUUGAUGAAAACUCAUCCUUUCCUGGCAACUUUCAGAACAACAUAUUGGAUGCCAAAUUACCCUGUUAAAGGGACUCGCUCAAUGUUUGUAAUAUUGCACUUUUUAACGGAAUAACUUGUGGCAAAUCAUUAGGAGUGUUAACAUAAAUAAAAACGAUUACUUAAAAUAUCUGACACUAGUUAAUUGUAUCCCAAUUCAAUUGAAAACGAAGAUUAACUCAGAAAAUAUCAGU
Messenger RNA from Mya arenaria, 3584 nucleotides. RefSeq lists its product as uncharacterized. Bases 278 to 2308 code for a protein of 676 amino acids. The transcript is spliced from 10 exons. Lineage: Eukaryota; Metazoa; Mollusca; Bivalvia; Myida; Myidae. The record is from RefSeq and is a predicted model, not a curated record.